CACGACAGUCGAUAUCUCUGUGAAAGUGGAAUUCAGGGGCAGUGCUGUGAUGACGUCAUACCGCCAUGAGGAAACGAUCACGGCAAAGAAUGAGCAUGGAUUGAGAGAGAAAUUGGCUGAAACGCUGGAAAACGCGUUGCUGGAUAAACAGAUUGAUGAAGUCACCAUAACAACCGAUAUCUACCAUGGCAACAAGAUUCAUUCAACCCAGGUUACCAAGUUUGACGCAACAAUUUCAAAUGGGCUGGAUGAGGCGACUCUCGUUACCAGUACUAGAGGUAAUGACAUCAUUAAAGCCGUUACGUCAUCUGCAACAAGAAGUACCAAAGAAGUUCAUGACGUCACAACCACAACUGUGCUUGAAAACGUGUUCACAACUCGAUCGAUCACUUCGAUUGCUUCCACUCAAUCGUUCCAAAAGUCGACUUCCGCCUCGAGCACAGAAAACUGUGGCUUACUUACAAGUCGAUAUGUUUCCGAGCGAUCGUGUAUGACAAGUGGAAGGUCACGUUAGAUGUUGCUGAAUCUAUUUGCAAUCACAAUUUGGCCAAUAUUUAUGACGUCACACACCUCA
Molecule: messenger RNA, 574 nt
Organism: Styela clava
Lineage: Eukaryota; Metazoa; Chordata; Ascidiacea; Stolidobranchia; Styelidae
Source: RefSeq, a predicted model, not a curated record